UAAAAUCCAUUGAGUCCUGAUCAGUAGUUUGAAACCGUUGAUUUUCAGUUCUAUCACGAUCGAUAGAUUGGAAUUGUCCACAGCCACAAAAUGACGCCUUGAUGGAGUCUUCUUCGGUUGCGAUAUCACUGAUUAUUGAUACAUGAACAUGCACGGAUUUGCUCUGUCUCUAACAGCAAUCAAGCUCUUCGCUGUUUCUCAUCUGGGUUCGAACCAUACUCAUCGUAGUCUUCUGCAUCUGCAUAACCAAGCAAAGUCUUCGAUACCCGUUUGCAGAAUUGGCUAUGGAGGAGGCAAUUCAAACCCUAUUGUAUAUGCACCACCGGCUUUCUCAACAGGUUACAGAAAUCACAAGAAGAGGAAGAAGAGAAGCAAUCGUUGUACAGUAGUGAAAUCCAGUCGCAGAGAGUCUCCGUACCAAGUGUUGGGCGUUUCUCCUGCUGCAAGUCCCAAUGAAAUCAAGAAAGCUUAUCGGAGACUUGCUCUGAAAUACCAUCCUGAUGUCAACAAAGAGGCAAAUGCUCAGGAGAAAUUUAUGAGGAUAAAGCAUGCAUACAAUACAUUGCUGAACUCUGAAUCUCGAAGGAGAUAUGAGUCUGGAAAUGGAACAUCUGAUUACUCAUAUUCAACUGCUGGAAGAAACCAAAGUAGGAACACUCAAGAAGAAGAAGAGUUCUAUGGCUUCGGUAACUUUUUGAGGGAUGUUCAAAUAACAAUAGAGGACUUAUUUAGAGAUCUUCAAGAAGAAUUUAGGAACUGGGAGGCAAGCGCUGCUUCACAAGGAAAGCCAAAGAGUUUAUGGGAGGAAUUGGCGGAAAUCGGGGAAGAAUUUGUUGAAUUCUUAGAGAAAGAGCUCAACAUCACUGAUGAAGAGGUCGAAUCAGAAAAGAGUGAAGGCGAUGCGUUUAAAAGUUAUCGAACAGAGGGAAGGGGAAGUGGUAGUCAAACCAAAGCCGCAAAAGAGAGCAGCAUUGAGGAAGACAUUGAUGAGAUUGAAGCCACCCUUGCUCAAUUGAAAAAGGACCUGGGUCUGUGAAGGGAAAUGCACCUUUGUGUUUGUUGUUUGAUAGAAGAUAAAGAGAAGAAAUGACAGAAUUGAUGGAAUUUCAAAUCACAUUUCUCAACUCCACUUCUCCGAAGAUCUCACCAAUAUUCAUCACAGGAAGUCCAUUUUUUGAAUGGCGUUUUGCUUGUGCAGGAAGUGGUAUUCACAGUUCAUUGUAGAAAGGUCAUUUUUUUCUCUUAACAGUUCUUUCAAGUUAGGAGCCAUGUAUUUGUGACUUUUUGAAUUGGGCUGGUACAUCUGUUGCCCACUUGAGGAUUGUUGUUGUUUAAGAACUAUCUUUUGUUCCACAUAAAAAAUUAAGGGCAAAAUACAUUUAUCUCCUUCGAAGUUUAAUUAAAUUACAGAUACUCUUAAAGUUUCGAAAAUUACAGAUUCCUCCUUGAAGUUUAUAUUUUCAUAACAAAUUGCCUCCUGAGAUUUAUAUUUUUAUAACAAUUUGUCUCCUAAUUUGUUAUGCAAAUAGUACCUUCAGGGGUAUCUAUAAUUUCUCAAACUUUAGGAGUAUCUGUAAUUUUGUUAAAUCUCAAGGGAUAUAUGCAAUUUGCCCAAAAAUUUAAUGA
Messenger RNA from Camellia sinensis, 1626 nucleotides. RefSeq names its product Chaperone DnaJ-domain superfamily protein. Gene Ontology annotation, cellular component: cytoplasm. Gene Ontology annotation, biological process: protein refolding. Lineage: Eukaryota; Viridiplantae; Streptophyta; Magnoliopsida; Ericales; Theaceae. The record is from RefSeq and is a predicted model, not a curated record.